This is a messenger RNA of Jaminaea rosea, 744 nucleotides long. Its product is annotated as ribosomal protein L13. Gene Ontology annotation, cellular component: ribosome; cytosolic large ribosomal subunit. The transcript has 3 exons. Gene Ontology annotation, biological process: translation; negative regulation of translation. Gene Ontology annotation, molecular function: mRNA binding; structural constituent of ribosome. Lineage: Eukaryota; Fungi; Basidiomycota; Exobasidiomycetes; Microstromatales. The record is from RefSeq and is a predicted model, not a curated record. The coding region runs from base 9 to 620 and encodes 203 amino acids.
AGACAACCAUGGUCCAGCAAUCCACCCCCAUCCUCGUCGACGGCAAGGGUCACCUCCUCGGUCGUCUGGCCUCGAUCCUGGCCAAGGAGAUCCUCUCCGGCCAGAAGGUCACCGUCGUCCGUUGCGAGGAGAUCAACGUCUCGGGCUCCUUCUUCCGCAACAAGCUGAAGAUGCACGCCUACCUUCACAAGCGUCACGUCGUCAAGCCGAGCCGCAGCGGUCCCUUCCACUUCCGCGCCCCCUCGCGCGUCCUCUACAAGGCUAUCCGCGGCAUGGUCCCCCACAAGACUGCCCGCGGUGCCGCCGCCCUUGAGCGCCUGAAGCUCUACGAGGGCGUGCCUCCCCCGUAUGACCGCAAGAAGAAGAUGGUCAUCCCCGCUGCUCUCCGUGUGCUCCGUCUCAAGCCUGGCCGCAAGUACGCCACGCUCAAGCGCAUCUCGCACGAGGUCGGAUGGAACCACCAGGCUACCGUUGACAAGCUCGAGGAGAAGAGGAAGAUCAAGGCGCAGGCCUACAACGAGCGUCGCGUCGCUUCGAUCAAGAAGCGUGCCAACGCUACCAGCUCGGCAGGGUCGGCCGUUGCGCCCCUCAACGAGAAGCUGGCCGUCUACGGUCUCUAAGCGGGCGUACCAGCGCCGGCUCUGCUUCUUGGGUCGUUGAUGUUCAUUGCGCUUCGGUCUUCAUCUCUACACCCCCAUGUACUUUCUUGACACCCCAUGAGGGGCGGGGCCACACCCUUCCUCU